Messenger RNA from Tarenaya hassleriana, 1847 nucleotides. RefSeq lists its product as uncharacterized. The transcript has 9 exons. Gene Ontology annotation, biological process: protein transport. The record is from RefSeq and is a predicted model, not a curated record. The coding region runs from base 31 to 1614 and encodes 527 amino acids. Lineage: Eukaryota; Viridiplantae; Streptophyta; Magnoliopsida; Brassicales; Cleomaceae.
UUCAAGCUGCCUCGGCUGAACAAUCUGGCGAUGGAUUCGUCGGCGAAGCAACACCGCCGUGGAAGCGCCGCCGUAGAUUUCCUCCACGCCGCCGUUACCUCAGUCUCACCAUUCGUUCCUCUUCCACGUCCUAAAAUGGCGCCGUCCCGAGUAUUCCUCCCUUUGAGGUUCUCAGUGUCCGACGAGGUCUCGCGGCCGGAAUCGACGGCCAAGAGCGCCUCCUCGUCUUCCUCCGGGAUUCCUUCGACGGUCAGGAUUUCAUCUCUCAGUCCCGACGGCAAGCGCGGUGGACCCGCCUUCGUGGGUCAGGUCUUCAGUAUGUGCGACCUUACUGGGACUGGUUUAAUGGCGGUUUCCACCCACUUCGACAUCCCCUUCAUCUCCAAAAGAACACCUGAGUGGCUAAAGAAAAUGUUUGCUACUAUCACCAAAAGCGAGAGGAACGGCCCUGUAUUCCGCUUCUUCCUCGAUCUCGGUGAUGCAGUUUCAUAUGUUAAAAAACUAAAUAUUCCUAGUGGAGUGGUUGGGGCUUGUCGGCUUGAUUUGGCAUAUGAGCAUUUCAAGGAGAAGCCUCACUUGUUUCAGUUUGUUCCCAAUGAACGACAGGUUAAGGCUGCAAAUAAACUUCUAAAGUCAAUUCCUCAAAAUGGGAGAACACAGAAGGUGGACGGUGUUCCUGUUUUUGGUGCUCAGAACUUGGAUAUUGCUGUUGCAACAGCUGAUGGGAUUAAGUGGUACACCCCAUACUUUUUCGAUAAAGCUGUUCUAGAUAACAUUCUUGAAGAGUCAGUUGAUCAACAUUUCCAUUCAUUGAUUCAAACCCGGCAUAUGCUACGGCGUCGUGAUGUGGUUGAUGAUAGCUUAACAGCUGAGGUUAUUGAAGAGAUGGGAGAUAGCAUGUUGGAGCCGCCAGAGGUUCAAGAAGUUUUGGAAGAAAUAGGCAAUCCGGGAAUUCCAUUGAGUGUUGUGUCAAAAGCAGUGGAGAUUCAGCUCCUUCAUGCCGUUGACAAUAUACUUCUGGGGAAUAGGUGGUUCCGGAAAGCUGCUGGCAUUCAGCCCAAGUUUCCUUAUUUGGUUGAUUCCUUUGAAAGAAGGAGUGCUUCUUCCCUUCGGAGAGCAUCAAACUCGCCUAGAUGCCUUGGUGAUGCAAUGGAGGCAGAUUCUUCGAUGCCACUGUUGAAGACGGAAGUUAAAGAUCCGACGGAAAACGUUGAGAGGCGACGGAAUCCUCUCUGGUUUCCAUUCGGAGACUGGCUUAGUCAACCCUGGUCAAAACAAGAUCAUAUUCAGACAGCAUCAUUGGAUUUAAGGAAGAGCGAAACUCGAGGGAGAGACCCGCAGCCGAGUCCAUUUCUGCCGAAGAUCACCAUGGUCGGGAUUUCAACGGGAGAAGCAGGACAGGUGAGCAAGGCUAGUUUAAAGAAGACGAUGGAAAACCUGACCCGAGACCUCGAGCAGACCGAGCAAGGGAACGACGAUCUGAAAAGCGACGAAACCGAAGAGAGGGAUCCUCUGUUUGUGGCAAACGUCGGGGAUUAUUACUCGGGUUUGGGCAAAGCUGGUUCGGGUCGGUGGACGCGUAGAGGUAGCAAUGAUCGGCAAACCCCUUCAUAGGUACGGUACGGAUUUUCGACGGUCGUCAAAAUUUUGUGAAAAAAAAAGAAUGAUCAUAGGAUCCGAACAAAAUGUUAUGAAAUCAAUUUAGUUAUUGGGUAUUGGAAUAAAAAAUAAAUCCGAACAAAUUGUUGUGAAAUUUGGUGUAUAAUCAAUUUUAAUCCCAUGGGACUUAGACAUGGUCAAGGUUGAUCUCGAAACUGUGUUUUUUCAGAGUUUCGAGUUUCAGAAUC